UGCAAGUACGCAUGCGCACGGGUGACAGCUAACUAGCGCAGCGCACUUCACAACAGCCAGCUGAUGCCGACUUGCUUUCCACAGUCGUUACCGUUUUAGUUUGGUUUUCGGCAACAAAUUAACCGUUAUACUCAAAUACAUCCUGCGGGAGAGACAUCAUUAAGAUUAAUUCUUACAAGUAUGGCGGUUGUACGUAAAAGCCUUGACAGCUGUUCGUCUCUGUAGUUAGCUAGCUAGCUAGCUAGGUAAAGUUGGUAGCACUGAAUAGCAUCAACGCUAGCUAGCUAAGUUACAGCGGAUUCUUACAAUCUGGCAUCAAAGAACCUCGUCGUCAGCCAUGGGAAUACUAUUUACAAAACUAUGGAGGCUUUUUAACCAUCAAGAGCACAAAGUUAUUAUUGUGGGCCUGGACAAUGCUGGCAAGACCACAAUUCUUUACCAGUUUUCAAUGAAUGAGGUGGUGCACACCUCUCCUACGAUUGGGAGCAACGUGGAGGAGAUUGUGGUCAACAACACCCAUUUCCUGAUGUGGGACAUUGGGGGCCAGGAGUCCCUUAGGUCAUCGUGGAAUACAUACUACACAAACACAGAGUUUGUCAUUGUGGUGGUCGACAGCACAGACAGAGAAAGGAUCUCAGUGACCAAAGAGGAACUCUACAGAAUGCUAGCACAUGAAGAUUUAAGAAAGGCAGGCCUGUUGGUCUUUGCCAACAAGCAGGAUGUGAAAGGUUGCUUGUCUGUGGCUGAGAUCUCCCAGAGCCUUCAGCUUACCUCUGUCAAAGACCACCAGUGGCACAUCCAGGCCUGCUGCGCCCUCACUGGGGAGGGGUUGUGCCAGGGUCUUGAGUGGAUGAUGUCACGGCUGCGUGUGAGAUGAUGACCUUUGACUUUGACCAAGAGUGCGCCCUUGCUCUUUGUUUUCUCUGCCUCCAGACAUUGACUUGAAAUGAGGAUGGGGGUGAGGUCGGUUGACGGAUGGCCCUCUCCUCUUUCCUGUGAUGCUGACGUGGGCAGACCGCUGCCAGGACGUUAUAUUCUUCUGUGAUAAUUUAUUUUUCAGAAAACGUCUGAACUCAGAACAAAAAACAUGACCUUUUCAGACGGAUAUUGAACAAAAGAGACUCCAAUUAUUUCAUUUGAAAUGUGUGCACGGUUUUCUUUUCAGCAAAACACAGAAGUCAGCAGGGUGUCUGACAUGGAACUGUACAUGGACUUAUUCUUCAGCUGUGUGUGACUCUAGCCCAUGGUGGCCUUGCAGUAUUGCCAGACUGGCUGUGGCAGUUUUAUUGCCCCCUACCCUGUGUGUACAGUCCAGUAUUCUCUUUUAACCUGGUGCCUGCAGCAGAAUGUCCAAGUGAUGAUGGUUGAUGGUGACUGAAACGUGCAGAAAGGAGGGUCAAAUCACAAAAUACCCUCUUCUUUUCAGUCCCUAUGAAUAAUCAGUGAAAUAAAGUGUUUUUAUCGGUUUCAGGUGAAUUGCAGCGUGUCAUAAAUGAGUAUUUCUUUCAGGUGA
Perca flavescens (yellow perch) is the source of this 1513-nucleotide messenger RNA. It is a transcript of the gene arl5a, whose product is annotated as ADP-ribosylation factor-like 5A. Gene Ontology annotation, molecular function: GTP binding; GTPase activity. Lineage: Eukaryota; Metazoa; Chordata; Actinopteri; Perciformes; Percidae. The record is from RefSeq and is a predicted model, not a curated record. The coding region runs from base 338 to 877 and encodes 179 amino acids. The transcript has 6 exons.